Capronia epimyces CBS 606.96 is the source of this 1881-nucleotide messenger RNA. RefSeq lists its product as uncharacterized. Gene Ontology annotation, molecular function: cysteine-type deubiquitinase activity; cysteine-type endopeptidase activity. The transcript has a single exon. Bases 1 to 1881 code for a protein of 626 amino acids. The record is from RefSeq and is a predicted model, not a curated record. Gene Ontology annotation, cellular component: cytosol; nucleus. NCBI's taxonomy places the organism in Eukaryota, Fungi, Ascomycota, Eurotiomycetes, Chaetothyriales, Herpotrichiellaceae. Gene Ontology annotation, biological process: protein deubiquitination.
AUGAGCAGCCUCCCGGCGAGGGCAAACGAGAGCCCGUUUUAUGAUUACGCUCCCCAGAAACCAUUCUACCCUACCGAGACCAAAAUCAUCUCGACGCUUGCCCUUCUCGUCUUCGGAUAUUAUGUGGUCUCAUACUUCGACGCCUCUCCGUCCACCAUCAAACGGUCUCUCUACGAAUCAUUAAUCUACCUCAUCCCCUCACCCCUCCUCUACGUCAUGCAGUACGGCAUGCUUCGCCUUGGACGUCUUGGGCCCGAAGAAGCACAAUUCGCUAGAGCUCAAUUUGGAGACAUAUAUGCAAAGCAGGAGGCGAUUCAGAGGAUAUUCGGACAACCCCAGCUGCCGUUAGCACUGCGGAAGGUUAGGAGCCUUUCAGGGGUGGGCAAAUACAUUUCACUGAGCAACGAGGCGUGUCCGCCGGGUUUGGGAAACUGGGAUAACUCUUGCUAUCAAAAUAGUGUCCUUCAGGGCCUGGCUUCCUUGCCCGCGUUCUCCAAUUUCAUGGAGCGCAGUUUGGAAAAAUGUGAGAGGUACGGUAUCCCUUCAGAUACGCACAGGGCGCUGGUGUGCUUGCUAGAACAGCUCACGGAUUGGACCCCUCGGAAGGCUACUGUCUGGACCCCCAACGUUCUCAAGUCCAUGGAUAGCUGGCAGCAGCAAGAUGCGCAGGAGUACUUCUCUCGACUGCUUGAGACAGUCGAGAAGGAGGCGGGUUUGUAUAUCAAAGUCCUAACCCGUUCUUCUGUUCCUGGUCUAGAGUGUAUAAGGGCACAGUGGAUGCACAAUGCUCGGUCUGAAGAGGGCAUUCCUCCUCGACAUGGGUGGCCGUCCUCUUCCGAGGCUCCGAAAGAAUCAGGUCCACGUCUGUUGCAGUCCCAGCCACGAAAUCCUAUGGAUGGCAUGACUGCGCAGUGUCUUGAAUGCAGGACUUGCGGGUUCACGGAAGGCUUUUCGUUCAAUCAGUUCAACUGCCUAACCCUAAAUAUGGGCAUUCGGGGCCCUUCCGACCUAGAGGACCUUCUGAAUGAGUAUACGGCUCCAGAAGAGAUUGAGGGAGUCGAGUGUGAGAACUGUACGAAAUUGGCCCACAAUGGCGCCAAUGGCUCGUAUGAGGAGUCGGUCGAGGAGCCGGUGAAAAGGAAGCCAAUUUUGAGGACAAAGACGAAGCAGAUCACGGUGGGAAGAUUGCCCAAGGACCUGGUUCUCCAUAUCAAUCGAAGUAUCUUUGAUGGUUACGGGAAUCAACUCAAAAACAGGGCAUGCGUUGCCGUGCCUGCGAAGUUGCGCUUUCUCAGCAGGUGGUGCGCCCCGAUUGUCCGGAACAAUUCCUCUGUCGAAGCCGAAUAUGAACUUAAAUGCAUGGUGACGCAUUAUGGCCGGCACGACAAUGGCCACUAUGUCGCCCUGGGACAACGUGGCAAGGAGUGGUAUUCCUUCAAUGAUGACUUGGUGACCAAAAUCACCGAGGAAGAUGUCCUCCACACGGGGAAUGGGUUCAUGCUCUUUUAUGAGGCCAUACCCUUCCAGCAACAAGUGGAUGCUUCUAUGAGCAUGUCGGGUCUUAACCGGACGUCUCAGCACCACAUUUCAAACGUUGACACAGGUUCAACUAGCGAUCAAGUCGAGAAUAUGGCAGAAUGGUCGAGUGGAGAUUCAGGGAUAGAUCGGCAAGACUUGAUGUCUGCCGUUGCAUCAUCAACCGAGAGUCCAUCGGUGUCUGCUUCACCUUCAUCAUUGGAGUCGGAAUCGGCAGUCGAGAGUCCAGCCAAGCAACAGGAUAUCGAGGAGUUGUCGCUUCCAAGCAUGAGGACGGCCAGCCAAGUAGGCCACCAUCUGCAAGAACAGCGGCAACCUAGCACACCAAUAGUCCCUGUGCUGUGA